UUAUGUGAGUCCGGUGACUGAAACUGUGACCUCAGAGGCGUCUGGCAUCCCACCCCACUCCGGUCGCAUAAAUACCGCCGACAGAAGAACGGAGGGCGUUCGCGCACGGAGGAGUCCACCCGCCGUUAACUUAAGAAGAUGGCUACGAGUUCCGAAGUCGGACACGGCAAAUAUAGACUGUUUGCUCUCAUCGUGCUUUUCAACAUAUCGUUAAGCGCCGCGGUCAGUCUCGAUUUAACGGAGCUGCGGAAUAAAGUUUCCAAAAUAAAAGUGCAUCCGCGUGGGAAUCUCUGGGCGACAGGUACGUUUUCAUUUAGCGCUGUGUUCGGUGGUCGUGCCGAUGCUAAAUCCGCGACUGGUGGUCUUCCUGCAGGUCACUUCAUGGGUAAGAAGAGCCUUUCAAACAGCCAGCUCCAGGACCCUCCGUCCUCCUCGAAGCGUCCCGGGAAUGCUUUGGGAGAGUCGGGGAGUUCAGAGGACCUGAAGGAGCUGAUCACUCAGGAGGUGCUCAGGGUCGCUCUUCAGGCUCAGCUUGAAGAUCCAAGGAGGACGCGAGGGCUUUAUGACCAGGAUACGGACUUCAUGGUAAAGCUUUUGAAAAACUACAUUGAAAAAAGGAACUUGUAGAUAAUGCUGUUGAUAUAAUUGUAAUAAAAUGUUAUUUUGACAACCC
Puntigrus tetrazona (Sumatra barb) is the source of this 673-nucleotide messenger RNA. It is a transcript of the gene nmba, whose product is annotated as neuromedin Ba. The record is from RefSeq and is a predicted model, not a curated record. The coding region runs from base 139 to 627 and encodes 162 amino acids. Gene Ontology annotation, cellular component: neuron projection. Gene Ontology annotation, molecular function: neuropeptide hormone activity; neuromedin B receptor binding. NCBI's taxonomy places the organism in Eukaryota, Metazoa, Chordata, Actinopteri, Cypriniformes, Cyprinidae. Gene Ontology annotation, biological process: positive regulation of hormone secretion; neuropeptide signaling pathway. The transcript has 2 exons.